Messenger RNA from Candidula unifasciata, 2243 nucleotides. The record is from the annotation of a GenBank genome assembly. Lineage: Eukaryota; Metazoa; Mollusca; Gastropoda; Stylommatophora; Geomitridae.
CUGACUUUGGAGUUUCAGCACAAAUUACAGCCACAAUGUGCAAACGCAAGUCUUUCAUUGGAACACCAUAUUGGAUGGCUCCAGAGGUUGCAGCUGUGGAAAGAAAAGGAGGCUAUAAUCAACAGUGUGAUAUUUGGGCAGUUGGAAUCACAGCUAUAGAGUUUGCAGAGCUGCAGCCGCCCAUGUUUGAUCUGCAUCCAAUGAGAGCAUUGUUCCUGAUGUCCAAAAGUGGUUUUAAGCCUCCAACUUUAAAAGAUAAAAACAAAUGGUCUAUUGUAUUUCAGCAUUUUCUAAAAAUGGCCUUAACCAAAAAUCCUAGGAAAAGGCCAACAGCAGAGAGAAUGCUGGAGCAUCCUUUCUUUCAAGGAGACUUAACGAGAAGAUUGACCAAGGAAUUGUUGGAAAAGUCCAAAAACCCCACACAGACUUUCGACCUCAAUGAAGACGAGGACGGUCUUCUGCAAGAUGUGCCAAGGAGAAUACCAUCCAACAAGCAAUCACGCCAGAAUGCAGCUACUGACAGCAUCGAACUUAAAGUAGCUGAUAAGAAAUUGGCAGAAGAGGAUAAUACUGAUAAUGCAGCCAAGAAACCUUGGUUAGAAGACAGUCUGAUGCAUAAGAGUUUGCUUGAGUGUGUAGAGGAGGAACUGUCGCAAAGAGGCCACCGGAGUAGUUUAUUAUUAGAGGACGCCCUUCCAUCAGUACAUGACAAACCUACAUUGCAGCUCAGCAGCUCACCUUCUGCUAAGGCCUCAGCAGAACUUGCCAGUGCCAAGGGAGGCCGUGAAAGAUUAGACAGCAAUAAGUCCGAUGUCAGUGCUGACGACGACGACCUUAUAGAAGACAACGGUCUCGAUUUGGAUGCUUUAAUUGACAGAGGGCUGACACUGACACCGUACCAAGCUGCAUGUCCAUCCUCCUUACCUAGUCUGGUUGUCUCAAGUGAAGCUAAACUUGAGAUGUUAGACAGUGCAGAUGAGAAUGACAGUCCACCUUCUCUGCCUCCACCACGGCUUCAGUCCCCCCACCUUAAUGGAGAUGCCCUACACACACAAAACGGGGAAUCUCCUGCCAAAGUUGAGGACCAACCACCUGCAAUACCUCCUCGAAGGAGAACAAAGAAAGAUGAAUUUCAGGCUAGUCAACGUCCAGUCAGUAAUGGUCUUCCACCAACACCCAGAGUUCAUAUGGGAGCUUGUUUUUCAAAAGUAUUCAAUGGUUGCCCACUUAAUAUAAACUGCACUGCCAGUUGGGUACAUCCUGAAUCACGUGAUCAGUACAUUUUCUUAGGUGCCAAUGAAGGUUUAUACAGUUUAAAUUUGAAUGAAAUUCAUGAAGCGUCAAUGGAAUUGGUACAUGCAAGAAGAUGUAUCUGGUUGUAUGCACAUAAAGAUAUCCUGAUGUCAUUAUCAGGAAAAACACCCUGUCUGUACAGACAUGACCUCUUGAUGUUACACGCAAGGCAGACAAGCCGGUUUUCUUUACCCAUGAACAAAAUUCCAGAAAAACUAGUCCCAAGACGUCUGCAACAGACAGCGAAAGUUCCCGAUACCAGGGGCUGCAUGAGAUGCUGUGUUGGUCGGAAUCCAUACAAUGGCUACCGUUACUUGUGUGGUGCCUUACCUAAUGGAGUCAUACUCAUGCAGUGGUAUGAACCACUGAAUAAAUUCAUGCUGCUCAAGACAUUUGAAACAGAUCAGAUGCCACCACAGCUGCAGGUGUUUGAGAUGUUUGUGACUCCUGAACUCGAAUACCCUAUGCUGUGUUACGGAGUUUUCAAAGGACAUGAUGAGAACCACGUUAAAUUUGAACUGAUCAACUUGAAUGGUCAGACAAGCUGGUUUGCUGAUGUUGACUCCAAUUCAGUACAUGAGCAGCUCUCAGUUGUGAGUGUCACACAGGUUGAAAAGGAUACAGUAUUGAUAUGCCAUGAUAAAUAUGUCAAAGUUCUGAGUCUGAGUGGAAAGCUCAAGUCUAGUAGAAGACACCAGUCUCAGCUUCAUUUUGACUGUCUUGUGGAGUCUCUAGUGACAUUACAAGACAGUGUGCUGGCCUUCCACAAACAUGGAAUGCAAGGUCGCAGUUUCAAAGCAAACGAGGUUACUCAGGAAAUUUGUGAUAAAUCAAGAAUAUUUAGACUUCUUGGCUCAGACAGGGUCAUUUGUCUGGAAAGUCGACCAACCGAUGACCCUUCAGCCAGCUCUAACCUGUAUGUGCUGGCCGGACAUGAGAACACCUACUGA